This is a messenger RNA of Penicillium olsonii, 1437 nucleotides long. The record is from the annotation of a GenBank genome assembly. NCBI's taxonomy places the organism in Eukaryota, Fungi, Ascomycota, Eurotiomycetes, Eurotiales, Aspergillaceae.
AUGUCCAAGUCCAAGGAAUCCUCCGGUGGUUUCCACCAGGAGUACAUCGCGUCUCUGCGCUAUCGCAAUGACCUACCUCCUCCUCACAUGCCGCCCAAGCUUCUUGAUAUCCCCCACGAGGGCUUGAGCCGCUACCUCACUCCCGGAUUUGCAUCCAACCUCGCCCGCCGGGAGGAGCCCAACAUCGACGUUGACGCCGAGGGUGGCCUGCCAAUUGAUCUCGUUGGUCUUCCUGGGUUACAUCUGGGUGAUGAAAGUGCUAUCAUGGCCCCCGAAAACCCUCAACCCAUAGACCCCGCCGAUCUCCCACUUCUGAUGACCAUUGACCAACUACGAAACCCCGCACCGAAGAAUGCCAACGUCAGUUUCUUACGGCGUACUCAGCACAUUGGCGUUGACCGCAGUGCUGGAAACGAUGCCCAUGCCGCUCCUCUUCAGAAGCCAUCGCGCAGCGCAAAGAAGAAGCCCGCCCUUGACGAUCCCAAUUAUGUCAAGAAGUUCGUCCAGAAGGGAUUCGACAUUGCCUACCCCCAGAGCAAGCACACCGGAGAGGACACCGACAGUCAGAUCCGCGGAGUGACCGCCACCAAGGCCGAAGCAGACGCCUGGGCCAACCCGGUCAACCCAGAGAACGCCAAGUUGAAGCCCGUUGGUUUCUUCCCUGUCUUGCCCGAUCUGGAGGGCUUCCCAGACCCCGGUGGCUACCUUCAAUUCAAGUUUGAUAAGGCGCCGCUCGCCGCCGUGGGAGGCAAGCGCGACAAGCGCAUGGACGUCGGUAUCCUAUCCCCCGUCGCACCCGAGCAGCGCAUCUGCCAGGAGCACGAGUCGAAGGUCAAACUCCACCAACAAAACCCGAACCUGUACUCCCAUCCCGGUCCAGUGCCAUACGACUAUCAAUUAUUCCUACCGGAGAAGUCCCACUCCGCCCAGAAGGUCCAUUCCAGCAUGGAUCUGACAAACGCCCACCGCGACAGCGAAGAUCUCUACACCAACGAAGGACCCGAAGGAAACAAAUUCCACCGCUACGACCGCACCCGUACAUACGCCACAAGUACCCAGGUCUUUAACACCGAACAAAAAGACCUCGCCUUGACCCUCUUCCAGCCCAAGGACGGAGACGUCCGACAGCUAGCCGCCUACUACUACCCCAUCCUAGGCAAGACGCGCCUCAAGCCCGAGCGAGCUCGCACCAUCGCACAGGCCGGCCUGGCUCCUACCUCCACCCAGCAAGAGGAGCGAGAGGAGCAAGUGGACCAGAUGCAGGUUGUUGUGCGUGAUCCCAAUGAGGCCGAAGUUUACAAGCGAGCUUUGGCCCGUCUUCGUAUCGAUCCCAAGUUCGAGAGCAGUAUGCCUCCUGAGCCGGUUCAGGAAGAGCAGGCUGUGGAGUAUGAGGAGAGGCCUGCUGAAGAGGAUACUCAUAUGAGCGAUAAUGAGUAG